This is a messenger RNA of Neltuma alba, 2559 nucleotides long. RefSeq lists its product as uncharacterized. Gene Ontology annotation, molecular function: protein binding; zinc ion binding. The record is from RefSeq and is a predicted model, not a curated record. Bases 166 to 2397 code for a protein of 743 amino acids. The transcript is spliced from 3 exons. Lineage: Eukaryota; Viridiplantae; Streptophyta; Magnoliopsida; Fabales; Fabaceae.
GCUCAACCUCAUAAGCUUUCUUUCUCUUCUCUAUUGACCAUCAAACUUGUUCUACAUUAGGGCUUUCCUGCCCUUUGACGAAUUGUAUCUUUCUUCCCUCGCAUAAGGCUUGCCUUUCAUCCAGAUUGCACAUCUAUUCUGCGCUUUUUGAUAAAUUGCCAGGCUAUGGCUACAAAGAAAGUUAUAGCUAUAUGUCAGUCGGGAGGUGAGUUUGUAACGAGUACAGACGGAUCACUGGCAUACCAGGGGGGCGAGGCCUAUGCAACAGACAUUGAUCUGCAGACAAAGUUGACUGAUUUAAAAUCGGAAGUGGCAGAAAUGUUCGGUAAGACAGAUCCAAUGAUUAUCAAAUACCUCCUUCCGAGCAAUAAGAAAACUCUCAUCACGAUAGCGAAAGACAAGGACUUGCAGCGGAUGAUCAAUUAUCUUGGGGAUGCGGCCACAGUUGAUUUGUUCAUUAUCUAUGACGAAGGAGCAGCUCAAAAUCCAUCUUCUGUGCCCAAGAGUAGGCCAAGCAAACAAACAGUGUCAGAAGCCCCAACUGGUCCCCCUGUCGAUGUUCCUGUAGAUACUGUCCAUCCCACAAAUCGACUUGAUGUUUCUGUAGUUGCUAGAAAACGUGUGCCAUAUGUUCUCACUGGAACCGAUGAUGAGAAGCUUCGUAAAGCUGCCCAACAGUGGGAAAAUACCAUCACUGGUGUCAACCAACGGUUCCGUAGUUUAAGUGAAUUCCGAGAAGCAUUGCAUAAAUACUCUAUUGCUCAUGGGUUUGCUUACAAAUGCAAAAAGAAUGAUGCUCAUCGCAUCACUGUCAAAUGUAAAUCUGAAGGUUGUCCCUGGAAGAUAUAUGUCUCUAAGUUGGCCACCACCCAAUUGAUUUGCAUUAAGAAAAUGAUUGCAGAGCAUACCUGUGAAGGGGCUGCUAGGAUAAAAGCUGGGUAUCGGUCAACUAGAGGCUGGGUGGGGAAUAUCAUAAAAGAGAAAUUGAAAGUCUCCCCAAACUACAAGCCAAGGGAUAUUGCUGAUGACAUUAAGCGGGAGUAUGGGGUUGAGUUAAAUUAUUCUCAAGCAUGGCGUGCUAAAGAGAUUGCUAAAGAGCUGCUCAAAGGCUCCUACAAACAGUCAUAUACGCAGUUACCCUCCUUCUGCGAGAACAUAAAAGAGACUAAUCCAGGGAGUUUUGCAACACUUACAACUAAAGAGGACUCUAGCUUCCAUCGUCUCUUUGUAUCGUUUCACGCCUCAAUAUCUGGUUUUCAGCGAGGUUGUCGCCCUCUGAUUUUUCUUGCUAGUUCUUUCUUGAACACAAAAUACCAGGGGGAAUUGUUGACUGCAAUGACAGCAGAUGGAGAAGAUGGCGUAUUUCCUGUAGCCUUUGGUGUUGUAGAUGCUGAGAAUGAGGAAAACUGGCAUUGGUUUCUGCAGGAGCUAAAAUCAGCAAUAUCAACUUCUCAGCAAAUUACAUUUGUUGCAGAUUUUCAGAAUGGUUUAAAAAAAUCAUUAGCUGAGAUAUUUGAGAAUUGCUACCAUGGUUAUUGCUUACGCCACCUUGCUGAGAAACUGAACAAGGACUUGAAGGGUCAGUUCUCUCAUGAGCAAAGGCAUCUCAUAAUAAAUGAGUUUUAUGCUGCUGCCUAUGCAACUAAACCGGAUGCUUUUGCACGUAGUAUUGACAACAUAAAGAAUAUGUCUCUUGAAGCUUAUAAUUGGGUCCUACAAAGUGAACCAAAGCACUGGUCCAAUGCAUUCUUUGGUGGAGCAAGGUAUAACCACCUGACCUCCGAUUUUGGACAGGAAUUCUACAGUUGGGUGUCCGAGACACAUGAUUUGCCUAUUAUUCACAUGGUUGAUGUAUUACGAUGUAACAUCAUGGAAACAAUUUACUCAAGACGGGUGGAGUCCAACCAAUGGACUACGAAGUUGGUGCCGUCAAAGGAGGAAAUGCUUCAAAAAGAAACUUCAGCUGCGCAGUCGCUUCAAGUGUUACUCUCACAAAGUGGCACAUACGAGGUCUGUGGGGAAUCUAUAGAAAUGGUUAAUAUUGAUGCUUGGGAAUGUGGUUGCAAGGGAUGGCAGAUUACCGGGUUGCCUUGCUGUCAUGCUACAGCGGUUCUUGAGUGCAUUGGUAGAAGUCCUUAUGAUUAUUGCUCCAGAUAUUUCACCGUUGAUAGCUACCGAUUAACAUAUGCAGAAUCAAUACGCCCUGUGUCAAAUGAUGACGUGCUAUUCCUGGGUGAAUCAGGUCGAUCAGUAACCGUAACGCCUCCAUCAACUAAGAGGCCUCCGGGACGGCCAAAGUUGAAGCAGGUUGAAUCGGAAGACGUAACGAAGCGUCCGUUUCAGUGCAGUAAGUGCAAGGGACAGGGCCACAACAGGAAGACGUGCAAAUCGUUGUAACUGUCGAAGUUACAGUAAAAUAUUCAUGUAAUCUUUCCCCAGCACAUAGGAGUCAUUUAGACGCAUACUAGAGUUUCAGAGCUUGCGUGAAGGGAACCCUUUGUAAAAUUAUUGUGACUUCUCGUAUCAUAGUGGAAGGUAUCUAUUUUGAGAAUUCUGGAA